UUUCCUUCAGUUCGUGGUCUGUACCGAAUAUUAGCGGAGCUCACCGAUGAUUUCCGAGUAGGAAAAGUGAAGUCAGCUGACUGAACUCGUGAAUUUCGAAGUAAAAAUGUCGGGAAAAGACAGGCUGCCAGUAUUUCCUUCCAGAGGAGCCCAGACAUUAAUGAAGGCCAGGCUGAAAGGGGCCCAGAAAGGUCAUAGCCUGCUCAAGAGGAAGGCAGAUGCCUUGCAAAUGAGAUUCCGACUGAUACUUGGAAAAAUCAUUGAGACAAAGACACUCAUGGGAGAAGUCAUGAAGGAGGCCGCUUUCUCGUUGGCCGAAGCAAAGUUUGCAACUGGUGAUUUUAAUCAGGUUGUCUUACAGAAUGUCACAAAAGCCCAGAUAAAGAUUCGUACAAAGAGAGAUAAUGUGGCAGGUGUCACUCUGCCAGUUUUUGAGAGCUACCAAGAUGGUACAGAUACUUACGAACUGGCUGGUUUGGCCCGUGGUGGGCAACAGUUGGCAAAACUGAAGAAAAAUUACCAGAGCGCUGUUAAAUUGUUGGUUGAAUUGGCUUCACUGCAGACAUCUUUUGUUACUCUGGAUGAAGUUAUAAAGAUAACGAAUAGGAGGGUGAAUGCAAUUGAGCACGUCAUCAUUCCACGUAUCGAGAAGACGCUGGCGUACAUCAUUUCUGAAUUGGAUGAACUGGAAAGAGAAGAAUUCUACAGGCUCAAGAAGAUCCAGGACAAGAAGCGGAUUGCUCGUCAGAAGGCCGAACUGAAAGCGGAGAAAAUGAAACUCCUAGCGCUUGAGAACAGCGUAGACGUGGAUGCACCGAGCAUGUUAGACGAGGGAGACGAGGACCUUCUCUUCUAGACGUAACUGAGAGGACGCGUGUGGACACAUAAUUAACGCUGAUAAAAAUCUGUAAGGAAAGGUUGUCUAUUAGGUUACGGGCAAAGAGGUGACCUAAAUUCUCUGAGAGCAAACUCUCCAAGGAAGUUCUUGCAGUAUUUGGUAUUUGUGGUCGCUGUAGCGCGUAACAUUGUCUGUCACUCAUGCAUGUGGUUUAUUUCUUAUAGAUUAAUUUGGACGUCACAAACGGGCCGUUACAGUGUCAUAUCCAUUCAUUUUCUGUUCAGUUAAUUCCAUAACCUAAAAGUAAUUAUGUCUGAACAGCGUCUUGCAUUGAUCGUUUGUCUCCAACACACUUUUGUGAAUGCAAACUUUACGUUUGUGUCGCACAUCAGUUGACAUCUAAUAUGUUUUCUGCCGUAGUUUCCAUUGAAAUGUGCGCCCCCAACCCGUGGUUUUUCAGAAAUAGUACUCGCUUUUCACGUUGAAGAUGGAUUGCGCUGUAACAAACUGUUGACCAGAGGUGUUCGAGGCAGGGCAGAGUUCCUUGUUCGGCGUAUCUUUAUAAUGAUGUAAAAAAUUUGUCGUUAUAUUUGGUUAUCACCCUAUACCAUCAAAGCAGGGCUACAGAUAGUGGCAGGUUUUGUAUGGUCCAGAACAAGGAUUUCUCGGAUCGUAAGAUAAUUAUGUUCUGUAACGAUGUUUGCAUAAAAUAUAUGUCAUAGUUCUUGUCCGUAGAUUUCCACAACUGGGGUUUGAUUCGUAACUUCGGCUAUCGGGGAUACGCAAAAGUUUUCCGUUGUUAAUGCGACGGCUAACCCUGACGAUGGCAGUCGCGAUAUUUGCCAAAAUGUUGGAAAAUCUUCGACAUUUGACAUGCCUGAUCCCCCCCCCAAAAACAGAAAUUGUGCAUUACGCUGGGUAGAAAUUGUGUCCACUGUCAUAAUUAUUGUGGUUUAUUAGAAAUGAGAAUAGCUUGGUUGUGGGCAUCGCAUAAAUUAUUCCUGUAGUUCAGUGGAAAAGUAUUGGGCUUUUCUAUGGAAAAGUGUAAUAAAUAAAUAUGUACAUAUGUAUUUCACUUUGUCUUCCUGUGUUUAAACAUUACUUAUCUUGCAGUUAUACUAAUUCUACUUAUAUAAAUACACUCUCUUCUUUUGUUUAUGUAAAUUUGGUCUAAAUGUCUGUGUGUUGGAAAAAUAAUUCCAUUAAUUUCAAUUCCUGAUAUUAAUAUAGCGGCAGACGUUACUCUACGUUUAGUAAUGUUUGCUGCUUGAUGUCGUGUCUGAUUAAUGUCUGUACAAAAAUGUUGAACAAAAUCAUUGCAUUUUAAUAAACUGAAAGUUCAGAGCAAAAUA
Molecule: messenger RNA, 2190 nt
Organism: Zootermopsis nevadensis
Lineage: Eukaryota; Metazoa; Arthropoda; Insecta; Blattodea; Termopsidae
Product: V-type proton ATPase subunit D 1
Molecular function (GO): proton-transporting ATPase activity, rotational mechanism
Source: RefSeq, a predicted model, not a curated record